Molecule: messenger RNA, 1436 nt
Organism: Klebsormidium nitens
Lineage: Eukaryota; Viridiplantae; Streptophyta; Klebsormidiophyceae; Klebsormidiales; Klebsormidiaceae
Source: the annotation of a GenBank genome assembly
UGGAGGAGUGUUCCAGCUCUUGUAUUGUGAGAAAGACAAAGCCGCUAGGUCACGCGAUUGGAAGUUGCCGGGCGUGCUCUUUUACUGUCCGCCCGAUCCACAGUCCUGGUGCUCGAUGUGCGGAAGCAACAAGCGAGGCGGUUGGAACAAGCCAGGGUGAUGUACAAGAUUUCUACAUGUUGAGGCGCCAGGUCGAGGAGGCCGCAGAGCGGUUGACAGCGGCCACUUCCGGCGUUGACAUGAAAGGCCAGGAGGCAAAGCUGGCAGACCUGGAAGUGCGGACUUCCCAGGAGGACCUGUGGGAUGAUCCAAACGAAGCGCAAGCGGUGCUGUCUACACUCACUGAGAUCAAGCAGCAGUUGGGGGAGAUCCAGGAAUUUCAAUCAAAAGUCGAAGAAACGCAGAUGAUCGUAGAACUCUUAGACGGUUCGCAGACAAUUGACUCGUCGCUCUUAGCGGAGGCACGCGCGAAUCUCGCCUGGUUCAACAAAGCACUGGACCAGUACGAAUUGAACCGAUUACUUUCGGGUCCGUACGAUUUGAGAGGUGCAAGACUCACAAUCACAGCUGGGGCCGGGGGUACUGAUGCACAGGACUGGGCGGAGAUGCUGCUACGCAUGUACUCGCGGUGGGCUGAGGCUCGCGGCUUCUCGUGCAAAGUCGUGGAGCGCAGCGAGGGCGACGAGGCGGGCAUCAAAAGCGCGGCGCUCGACAUCGACGGGCGGUAUGCGUACGGGUACCUAGCGGGAGAAAAGGGUACGCACCGCUUGGUGCGAAUAUCGCCCUUUGGCGGCGGGAAGGCGCUUCGACAGACCAGCUUCAGCGGCGUGGAGGUGAUGCCGAUUCUUGACGAGGGGAGCACGGAUGACGUCAUCAUUCCGGAGUCUGAGCUUGAGAUCACGACAAUGCGCUCCGGUGGUGCCGGUGGACAGAAUGUGAACAAGGUCGAGACCGGCGUUCGGAUCGUGCACAAACCGACGGGGCUGGCGGUUAAGUGCACGGAAGAGAGGAGUCAGCUGCAGAACAAGGCGCGCGCGCUGGUAAACCUGAAAGCCAAGCUGCUGGUUAUUGCUCAAGAGCAAAAGGCGAAAGAGAUUGCUGACAUUCGGGGGGACAUUGUGAAAGCGGAAUGGGGGCAACAGGUACGAAAUUAUGUGUUUCACCCCUAUAAGAUGGUCAGAGAUGUUCGCACGGGAGUAGAGACGUCCGACGUGGCAGGCGUAAUGGACGGAGACCUUGAUGCGUUGAUAACGGGCUUUUUAAGGCAUCGAUACAAACAACAAGAUGCUGAAUCUGAGACCUUGUAAAUUGUAGCACCAGAAAGAUUUUUACUUUGUUGCUAUCAUAAACUGUCAUGGUAACAGCACCUGGUUUUGGAUGCGCGCUCGCACUGAGAUACCGUAGAUAUAUGAUUGAAAUGGUUGCUCGCAUGUGUG